Zymoseptoria tritici IPO323 is the source of this 1128-nucleotide messenger RNA. RefSeq lists its product as uncharacterized. Lineage: Eukaryota; Fungi; Ascomycota; Dothideomycetes; Mycosphaerellales; Mycosphaerellaceae. The record is from RefSeq and is a predicted model, not a curated record. The annotation marks the transcript as partial. The transcript has a single exon.
UGGAGCUUCGAUUUCAAACGAGAUGCGAGGAAUUUCGGACUGGACGAAGAGCAAUGCCUCGCGGCAUUUCCAGACUUCUACAAAGAGAUUGAUCGAGCUAUUCAAUAUCGGAAAAAGGUCGCGGGAAAGAUCAAGCCGGAAGAGCUGGAGGUGGACUGGCGGUUUGACGGCAUGAUGCGGGCCAUGAUACACGACAACCAACUAUACAUCAUCGAUGCGCAUGGUCUUGCUCCGCCAAACCACCGUGCUCGAGCCAUCGCGACUUUGAAUGCGAUCCAACGAGCCCUGACAUCUUCUGCAAUUCCCCUGCCCGACAUCGAGUUCACCUUCUCCGUCCACGACGAUGCUCAUACCAGCGAGGACGACACUCACACCACUUGGGCCUAUAGCCGCAAAGCCCAUCAAACCUCCCUCUGGCUGAUGCCCGACUUUGGCCUCUGGGCGUGGCCCGACGUCAACAUCCGCUCAUAUUCCGAACUCCGCACCCAACUCGCUCUCUCAGAAUCUCACUUCCUCGACAAAAUCCCGAAACUCGUCUGGCGAGGCAGUCUCGCCGUCGGCUCACACGACGUGCGCGCAGGACUCGUCGAACACGCCGCCAAUCAGCCCUGGUCUGACGUUAUGGAGCUCGACUGGAGCGACAAAAGCAACAUCAACUCCCGCCUCCUCAGUAUGUCUGACCACUGCGAAUACAUGUUCGUCGCACAGACUGAGGGAAAUACCUACUCUGGCCGGCUGAAAUUUCUCCUCAACUGCCAUUCCAUCCUAUUCUCCCACAGACUCGACUGGAUCGAAAAUUACCACCACCUCAUGCAACCGACAGGAGAGUUCCAAAAUUUCGUCCAAGUCAAGCGCGACUACUCCGACCUCCCCAAGAAGAUCACCAGACUCCUGGAUCCGAAAGAAGUGCAACGAACUGAACUCAUCGCCGACAACGCCAGGAAGAUCUUCCGCGAACGAUACCUCACACCCGCGGCGGAGGCCUGUUAUUGGCGCGCGUUGAUUAGAGGGUGGGCGUCAGUGCAGGAUUUCGAGCCGAAUUUCUGGUGGGAGGUCACGGAGACGACGGCGGAGGGGAAGACGUUGAAGAGGAAGCCUAGAGGGACGCCAUUUGAGGCGUAUGCGAUU